Messenger RNA from Acanthaster planci (crown-of-thorns starfish), 4544 nucleotides. It is a transcript of the gene carm1, whose product is annotated as coactivator associated arginine methyltransferase 1. Gene Ontology annotation, molecular function: histone H3R2 methyltransferase activity. The record is from RefSeq and is a predicted model, not a curated record. Gene Ontology annotation, biological process: peptidyl-arginine methylation, to asymmetrical-dimethyl arginine; chromatin remodeling. NCBI's taxonomy places the organism in Eukaryota, Metazoa, Echinodermata, Asteroidea, Valvatida, Acanthasteridae.
UCAAGCAUUAAAAUUCAUGUUUUGUGAAAACGAAGUGCACGAUGGCUGUUGUGUUCGAAGGAAUUAGCCUCCGAUCUUUGUCGGAUCAUGGCGAUAUUCUACAAAGAACCGAAGCAGUUCUGAGGCUGGAGGUAGUAACGGAAAACGAGGAGCCCCUGGUCUCGAUUUACAAUGGUGCAAACUCCCAGCAGAUGCUACGGUUCUCCCUGAGCAGUGAGGAGGUAGUUUGCUGUCAGGCUAGCAAACAUACCUACCUGGUCAACAUUCAGGGUCGCUCCGUGCUGCUUCACUUUGCAUCAGACUUUGAAUUGUCCAGAUUUCACAAUGUCGUCAAGGGUGCCAAACACAAUAGCAGUAAGACUACAAAAAAAUCAGUCUUUAAGGAGCGGACGGACGAGGCGUCAUCAUCGCAGUACUUUCAAUUUUAUGGCUACUUGUCACAGCAACAGAACAUGAUGCAAGAUUACAUCAGGACCUCCACCUACCAGAAAGCCAUGCUUCAGAACAGCGACGACUUCAGAAAUAAGAUCGUUCUGGACAUGGGCGCAGGGUCGGCCAUCCUUUCCUUCUUUGCCAUCCAAGCUGGUGCCAAGAAAGUCUAUGCCAUCGAAGCUAGCACCAUAGCCGAACAUGCACAGAAAUUGGUGGAGGCUAACAACCUGGCCGACCGCAUCAAGAUUCUUGCCGGCAAGAUCGAGGAGGUGCAAGUGCCUGAGCAGGUUGACAUCAUCAUCUCGGAGCCCAUGGGCUAUAUGCUGUUUAACGAGCGCAUGCUGGAAAGCUACCUGCACGCCAAGAAAUUUCUCAAGCCCGCAGGCAAGAUGUUCCCAACCAUUGGUGAGCUACACUGUGCGCCAUUCUCGGACGAUGCUAUUUACAUGGAGCAGUUCACCAAAGCAAACUUCUGGUACCAGCAGUCCUUUCAUGGGGUCAACUUGACCAGACUCAGGGAGGAGGCCCUGCAGGAGUACCUCAGGCAGCCCAUUGUGGACACCUUUGACAUCAGGAUAUGUCUGGCGAGGUCCCAGAAGUACACAGUUGACUUCCUCAAGGCGCACGAGACUGACCUCCACCGGAUCGAAAUCCCCCUGUGCUUCGUGGCCCACGCUUCGGGGGCGGUCCACGGCCUUGCAUUCUGGUUUGAUGUGGCCUUCUGUGGGACAAUGCAAACAGUCUGGCUGUCCACGGCGCCAACAGAACCUCUCACACAUUGGUAUCAGGUUCGCUGUUUACUAAGAGCGCCGAUCUAUAUCAAGCAAGGUCAAUCCAUGUCAGGAAAAGUAGUACUCAUCGCAAACAAAAGACAAAGCUACGACAUUGACAUCGAGCUGCAGUCGGACAGCAGCGGGGCCCGCUCCAACAAUCGGCUGGACCUGAAGAAUCCUUUCUUCCACUACACCGGCCAGCAGCCCCAGCCGCCCACCGGCAGCCAUGAGACUUCGCCCUCGGAGAAGUACUGGGACUCGGUGCCUCAGACGGCCAUGGUGAACGGGAUGGCAGACACCAACUCCAUGCAGGUGACUCCGGUGCAGCAGGGUAUAGGGCAGAGUUUCAACCUUAUACCACUUGCUAAUGCCGAGCCCAUCAGCCAUACAGGCAUCCUGCCCGGGGGAGCCACCCAGCGCCAGCAGACCUACAGCCUGCCCUCCUCGGCCGGCACCCUGAUGAGCAACGCCAGCAGUUUGCCGUUCAUGCAGAACGGCCACCAGGCGGCGUACACUUCAUCCAACCCUGCUGCGGAGGCAGGGGGCCCCGGUGUCGCCAACCCCUUCCCCGUAGUGGCCCCGGCCCAGUUCUCCAUCGUCGGGGCCACGGAUCAGCUCAGCCUGCAGCCAGGCACAGUCAUCAUACAGGGACAGCCCGGGGUGCAGGGGUAAGAGGGUGUGGGACUUUUUGGGGUGUGUUCUAGGAGUUGUGGGGGGGGAGGGGAAAUCAUCACACCUGUGUUUUGAGACACUAGAGGGUACACCUGCAAGUGACUUGUUUCUAAUACUCAACUGGAGGGUCUGUGGUGGGUAGUCGCCAAUCUCUAGCCGUAGUUUUUGCCCACGACACACUUGUUUUUCAACUCUUAACAGUUCAGCAAAACCUGCCAUUUUUUUUCGCUCAGUGUGUACAUUCAGCAUAUUAAAUUUAGUUGGGGGCUUCCGUCACGAGGGAUUUCAAAGAAAUAGGGAGCACUUGUGGCAAGAUUGUCUUUGUAACUUAGGUAUUUGGUUGUAUUCAGUUCUUCAGGUUAUCCAACCUUGAAUAAUUUGGGAUAUAGUGGAUGUGUGGCGCAAAAUUGCUUCAGGUUUGUUGGUGACAAAAGUUGUCUUCUGAGUUAACCUCUUGGUAAAAAGCACCAAAACAGACGCAGCAGGCUUUGGAUCAGUUUUCAGUGUUUGUCCAAAGCGCCAACUGAAGCAGAACACUUGCAGGUUGCACAUUGAACGAUUAAUCUCCCUUUUUUUUUCAGUGUUUGCGUAAGACUCGAGUCAUAUUUGUGGUGGGUAGAAUUAUUGAGUAAACUUCUUGGCUUCAUUCUGCAACAGCUUCUGCCCCCCAAAAAACACCCUCACCCACAAUGGUAGAAGUGACCGGUCCUUGUGUCUAUCCCGGGUCACUUUUGAGCAGUCACAUGACUCAUCCUCUCCACUGAUUGGCCAGUGCCGUACAUUUUGAUGGGUCCCUUCUGACUUACAUAUGUACUAAUAUAUUUCUUUGUCUUUUAAAUAUAUAUGUGUGUUCUUCUUGAAUCCUGAAUGUUCCAGGUCCAUGAUAUGAUGGUAUAUUAUCAUUCAAGUCAUGGAAUGCCAUAUUAAUGUAUCAUAUGUUCUCCUUUGUCCUUAGAAUGACAUUUCAAGCAAUGAAACUGUAUAGCCUAUGAAUUAUGGAGGUUUUUGGUAACCAUUGUUGGGUUUUUGAAAUUUGUAGGGCACUGUUUCAUCCGAAUGUACUGUGUGAAAGCCAAGUUGAAAUUCUUUCAAUUGAAAAUCACAAUCAGUGAUGGGGUUUCUGUUAUAAAUUCGCAGUCGUGUAAAUUUAUGAAUUCGUUUGCAUUUUGUAGGCACCUUACACGCAAAAUAUUUUCAAAUUUUGUUCACUGUUCUUAAAAUCUCUCAUCUAUUUGCACCUACGCUGAUUUUAUUCCUAAAUUUGAAUUUAAUUAGUAAGUUGUUUACAAACAAAAAUGAUCGGAAACCCCACUGAGUAUGGGAAAGGCGAUUGGUGAUAAACUAAACAUUUCUUAGAAUGGCCUAUCAAUACUACGCAGUGUAUUUGGUAGCUUGUCUGCGCAUCCGCAGCUUUGUGUUUUUAACUGCACAGCGGAUAAUCAAAGCAAGUCUGUAUUGAUCUGUACAUUAUAGGUACCAACCCUGACUGCAGUCUUUGUGCCUUGGGCACGUUUCAGCCUGUAUGUCCAUAUUUAUUGGUAGACAGCCAAAACUUCAUUAGAAUUUGUGCAAACAUUACAAAAAAAAACAGAACUGUAAAUAUCCACUGUAUGAAGUUGUCUCGUUACUCCAUCAUAGUAUAACAGAAUAGAAACAAAAUCAAGUAGUGUAGAUUUGUUCAGCAUUCUAGAUCUUUCAAGUUAGCGUCUGGUUACUGAUUAAGUACAUUUAGUUGUCCUAGAAACCGUCGUCAUGCUGUUGAGUUUCUCAAUCGCUAUUUAAUGAGUGGGCCAUUUUUGUAGGCUUCAGUGAUGUGGUAAUGCAAUAUUGUUUGUUCCUCCACGCUCAACUGGAAGUGUUGGGCACAGCGCAUGGGUACCAGCUAUUAAUAGGGAGCGUGUGUACCCAAAGCUGGUCCCCUACUUGAUUUUAAAGGGAUGAGGUGGUUGUCUUUUUUAAUGGAGAGGAAGGGGAAAAAAAAUCUUGACGUUAGAAAAAAAGCGGGAACUUUCUGAAAUGUAUUUGCAGGUUUUAUAAAUAUCAGUGAGGCCCAGAAAUUCAAAUACAGCCAUUACUUUACGGCAACAGCAGGGGUCAUGUGUAAAGUCUUACCAGAAUAUCAACAACUUUCUGAGGUUUGCUGCGUCUGAAUUGACUGGCUACAUCUGGAAGUAAAAGUGGUAGUUAACGCUUUGCCAGAGCCGUACACCCCAGACCUAGACGUCCUCAACUGCUUGGCCAGAUCCUAUGUACAACACUGGCUGGGAUUAAUGAAGAGUAACCUGAGAAGAUCUGAUAGUGAUACACCUGUCUGUGGGAAGUGGCUGUAAGCUGCUAGCCAGCGGCUUUAAUAGGCAAACAUGUUCAUUUCAGCCGCAGCCGCAACAAUCAGAUGUAGCCAUUGACUGCCAAAAUGAUACGCAACUUACCACAAUGACGUGAGCAUUUUCUGGGUACAUGCUGAAUGAUAUGCGAUAACCUAUGUAGGAUUGGUACUCAGAGGGGAUUUUCAAAUUAAAAGUGUAUUCAUUUGUUCAUUUUCAGAAUGUGAAAUUGGGAGCAGGUUUGGCUGAAAUAAUCUUUGGGGGAAAUGGUUUGAGCUUUGAAGGUUCAUUUCAUUUUGUGGUGUUCCAAUAAACUCUGCGCUGAAAAGGAGACGAAGAGAAA